Messenger RNA from Olea europaea var. sylvestris, 774 nucleotides. RefSeq lists its product as uncharacterized. NCBI's taxonomy places the organism in Eukaryota, Viridiplantae, Streptophyta, Magnoliopsida, Lamiales, Oleaceae. The transcript has a single exon. The coding region runs from base 239 to 538 and encodes 99 amino acids. The record is from RefSeq and is a predicted model, not a curated record.
CCAAAGAGAUCCCAUUCCCAUUCCCAUUCCCAUUCCUCACUACCCUCCAAAUCUCCGUCGUCCCAGCACCACCAACUUGUAAGCACAAUUACGUGUACUCUUCCACCACCACUUGAUCUAUAAAACACUCACUAACACACAAUUUUGAAAAUUCAUAAAAAGAACCCCAAAAAAUCUUCCUGUAUGUUCUAUCAUCUACAGAUUACUCUUUCUGGGGAAAAAAGGAAUUGAAGCAGUAAUGGGUCCGAUUGUAUUGACUCAGCUGGCGACAGGUCUGAGCGUUUUGGCUGGGGCGGUUCUGGUGAAGUCUGUGAUGGAUAAUAAUCCAAUGGGCGGUCCGGGUCGACUGCCCAGAUGUUCCAGUUGUAACGGUACGGGUCGGGUCACGUGCAUGUGUACCCGCUGGUCGGAUGGCGAUGUUGGGUGUCGGACCUGUGCCGGGUCGGGGCGGAUGGCUUGCAGUAGCUGCGGCGGCACUGGGACCGGACGGGCAAUUCCUGUUCAGAUAUCGGUUCGCCCUCCGAAUCGGACUUCGUGAAGAUGAAGCUUGCGCAAUUUAGUAACGUUAUUCAAUCCCGAGUAUUCUGUUAUAUUUUUAUCAUGGUUCUAAAAUUGAAAUUAUGUAAUAUCUGUUAGUAUGCUUGAAGAGAGAGAUGGGAAAUUAAUGUUUAGGAUGUAAUUGAAAUUAAAUUGAUAAAUUCACUAUAUAAAUGGUUCUAUACUUGAAUUCUUAGACAUUUUUCUUGCUAUAAAUUCUUUCUUCUUGGGGAAUUA